Molecule: messenger RNA, 1239 nt
Organism: Knipowitschia caucasica
Lineage: Eukaryota; Metazoa; Chordata; Actinopteri; Gobiiformes; Gobiidae
Source: the annotation of a GenBank genome assembly
AUGGGGGGGCUGUCUGGUUACGUGGCCCAUACCUAUGUGUGCUUAUGGUUGUACGCAUUGGGCUCAUUAACUAUUAAACGUAGCUUGGUAAGAGUGGAUCUGCGGGGACCCGGCAGAACAUUCAGAGGAAGCAAACUUCACACAUCACCUGUCAGCAAAGACAAAAUGGCACAUCACAACCAUCCCCUGGUUGGAGAGCUGUACCGUAAGUGUGACCCGGUUCCAAAGGACACCCCUCAAAUCAGAGGCUAUGACUUCAACCUGGGAGUGGACCACAAAGCACUGCUCCAGUCCUCCUACACCACAGGCUUCCAGGCCACACACUUUGGCCUUGCGGUUGCUGAGAUAAACAACAUGAUUGAGAAGCGUCAGGAGCCUGUGAAGAGAAAGAAUGGAACGGUGAAAGAAGACCCCACAACUUGCCCCUGUCUGAGGAGCUGCACCAUCUUUCUGAGCUACACCUCCAACAUGAUCAGCAGCGGCAUCAGAGAGACCAUCCGCUACCUCGUGCAGCACCAAAUGGUGGAUGUUCUUGUGACCACAGCCGGGGGAAUAGAAGAGGAUCUAAUCAAAUGUCUGGGUCCAGUUUACCUUGGCGAUUUCACAAUGUCUGGAAAAGAUCUCUAUGAAAAAGGGUUGAACAGGACAGGCAACACUUUGAUGCCGAAUGAAAACUAUGAAUUAUUUGACCAGUGGCUCACGCCAAUUUUGGAGAAGAUGCUCACAGAACAAAAGACACAGGGCAUUAAUUGGACACCUUCCAAGAUGAUAAAUCGCUUUGGUAAAGAAAUCAACAAUCCUGACUCCAUCUAUUACUGGGCCUACAAGAAUAACAUCCCUGUGUUCAGCCCUGCGCUCACAGAUGGGGGCCUUGGAGAUGCGUUUUAUCUGUUUUCAAAAAAGAAGCCAGGUCUGGUUUUAGACAUAAUCGAAGACAUGACAAGACUCCUGGAUAUGGCAAUAGCCUGCAACAACUCAGGGUUAAUAGCACUUGGAGGUGGAGUAGCAAAACAUCAUGUCUUAAAUGCAAAUUCUUGGAGAGAUGGAUUAGACUAUGCGGUCUAUGUGAACACAGCACAAGAGUUUGAUGGUUGUGAUUCAGGAGCACAGCCAGAGGAGGCUGUGUCCUGGGGAAAAAUCCGCACAAGUGCAAAACCUGUCAAGAUUUGUGGAGAUGCCACUUUAAUCUUCCCUUUGUUAGUAGCAGAGACAUUUGCAAACCAGACGACCUCUACUUGA